GUAUAUAGUUGCAGAUAUAGGAGCACAUACACAUACAGUUAUGAUAUGGGUUAAUCAUAAGUUUUUUGUGUUUUGGUUUUUUUUCUGGAAGGGCACAAGACAUUGUUAGUAGCGGUGAAGUAAGAAGCAGCUGGUUAUUGAGGGAAGGAGACUCGAUCUGAAAGAUGCCACGUUCCUGCAGCCUCUCUGAGUCCAGCAGAACACAGUCUCAUUCGAUGUGGCAUGGAUGAGGGGGUGACAGAGGAUGCUGCCCCCACUGAAGCCUCCAGAGGAGCCUGGCCUGGCAGCUGAGCUCCCCUCGGAUUCAGGACUGCAGGUGUAACUUGGUGUAGAGCUCAUGGAAGGGCCCUGGGUUUCUCCAGCUUUCUGCACUGAUGCUCACCAGGCUGGUUUGGGUUGCAGAAUCUAAGGUGAGCUGGUAGAAAGGGGAGCUGGUGGAGGCAGAAAGAAGCCCCUGUUAGCCUCCGGAAUCCACUGUUGGAAUCCCUUCAUUCUGGUCAGGACACAGAGCAGCUACCAAGCUGCCAGAGGCUGUGCUGCAACUGAGCUUCGGACCUCGUCAGUGAAGGAACACAGCUUAGCAAAAGCAUUUCAGCCCGAAGCAACUUCUGUUAACAAAGGAUUUAAAGGGGAGAGUUUCUGCACCUUUACUUUGUGGUCCAUUAUGAUAGAAAACUUUACAUUCACAUGGAUAAUGAGACUGGUUUCUCUUUCCAAGAUGCUACCUUUGAAAGAAGCAUGAGCCAUUCUGAGUGUGGAGGAGGGCUUGGGAUACGCAGGAGUUGGUGGACAGCCCUCCCAGUGCAGGUCAAGAAAACAGCAUGAGCCUCCAACUUCUGCAGCUCAGCAAGCAUGGACAUGUGCCACCCUUGUCUCCAGAGAGCUGGUAACAGUGACAUCACCGCGAGAAAAAGCAUCCCUCAGCCUCAGAACUUGACAGAAUGAAGUGUGCUGGGGAAGCCACUAGCUGGGACUUGGCCUUUCCUGACUGCCCUUCAGUCACACGGGCAUCGCCUGACCACCACUGAGCCGACAAUGGCCGAGAAGGGUGACUGCAUUGCCAGCGUCUACGGGUAUGACCUUGGUGGGCGCUUCGUUGACUUCCAACCCCUGGGCUUUGGGGUCAAUGGGCUGGUGCUGUCAGCCACGGACAGCAGGACCUGCCGGAAGGUGGCUGUGAAGAAGAUCACCCUGAGCGACGCCCGCAGCAUGAAGCAUGCACUGCGGGAAAUCAAGAUCAUCCGGCGCCUGGACCACGACAACAUCGUGAAGGUGUACGAGGUGCUUGGGCCCAAGGGCGCCAGCCUGCAGGGCGAGCUGUUCAAGUUCAGCGUGGCCUACAUCGUGCAGGAGUACAUGGAGACCGACCUGGCCCGCCUGCUGGAGCAGGGCACGCUGGCGGAGGAGCACGCCAAGCUGUUCAUGUACCAGCUGCUCCGCGGCCUCAAGUACAUCCACUCGGCCAACGUGCUGCACAGGGACCUGAAGCCCGCCAACAUCUUCAUCAGCACGGAGGACCUCGUGCUCAAGAUUGGGGACUUCGGGCUGGCGAGGAUCGUGGAUCAGCAUUAUUCACACAAGGGUUAUCUGUCAGAAGGCCUGGUAACAAAGUGGUACCGCUCACCACGCCUGCUCCUCUCCCCAAACAAUUACACCAAAGCCAUCGACAUGUGGGCCGCCGGCUGCAUCCUGGCUGAGAUGCUCACGGGGAGAAUGCUCUUUGCAGGGGCUCAUGAGCUGGAGCAGAUGCAGCUCAUACUAGAGACCAUCCCUGUGAUCCGGGAGGAAGACAAGGAUGAGCUGCUCAGGGUGAUGCCUUCCUUCGUCAACAGCACCUGGGAGGUGAAGAGGCCCUUGCGCAAGCUGCUCCCUGAAGUGAACAGUGAAGCCAUUGACUUUCUGGAGAAGAUCCUGACCUUUAACCCCAUGGAUCGCCUAACAGCUGAGAUGGGGCUACAGCACCCCUACAUGAGCCCGUACUCAUGCCCCGAGGAUGAGCCCACCUCACAGCACCCCUUCCGCAUUGAGGACGAGAUUGACGACAUCCUGCUGAUGGCCGCCAACCAGAGCCAGCUCUCCAACUGGGACAGGUACCCCGUGAGCCUGUCGUCAGACCUAGAGUGGCGGCCCGACCGGUGCCAGGAGGCGAGCGAGGUGCAGCGCGACCCGCGCGCGGGCUCGGGCGCGCAGGCGGAGGACGUGCAGGUGGACCCGCGCAAGGACUCGCGCAGCAGCUCCGAGCGCUUCCUGGAGCAGUCGCACUCGUCCAUGGAGCGCGCCUUCGAGGCCGACUACGGGCGCUCCUGCGACUACAAGGUGGGGUCGCCGUCCUACCUGGACAAGCUGCUGUGGCGGGACAACAAGCCGCACCACUACUCCGAGCCCAAGCUCAUCCUGGACCUGUCGCACUGCCCCCAAUUCGACCUGGACGUGUUCAUCUCCCGAGCCCUGAAACUCUGCACCAAGCCCGAAGACCUGCCAGACAAUAAACUGGGCGACCUCAACGGCACUUGCAUCUCCGAGCACCCUGGAGAUCUCGUGCAGACCGAGGCCUUCUCCAAAGAAAGGUGGUGAGGGCGGAGGGGGAGCUCCGGCACCCCUCCCCGCCGGGGGCCACCCAGGAAAGCCGGGCCUGGCCGGAGGAGGCAGCCUCCCUGGCAACUCCAUCGUCCUGGGGGUUAGCAGAACACAGGAAGGAUCCGAGGAUCAAGAGGAAUGUUCAUUUCUUAAACUGCCUUAAUAACUAGCCUUUAACCUCUGGGAGCAGGUUUGAACAGGAGCCUAGUUUGGGGGUUGAUCACUCCCCCAGCGUUUUAUAAGUGGUGGCCUGCAGGGAGGAAACGUGUCUUAGACAGCAGUCGGCAGGCCCUCCCUGGGCGGGUAGAAGUAGAACAAUCUUGCAGGCAUGGUGUUGAAACCAAGUGGCCCAAAUAGCCUCAACUGACAGAUGAGGAAAGAGUGAGAACCAGAGAAGCAAAGUCUGCCAGUGUCAGGGCAAAGCCUUGAACCCCAGUCUCCAGGCCCCCAGACCAGUGUCUGUCCACUUUAUAAUGUCUUCCUCUGCUGGGGUCGCACUGGCUUUUCAGUCAGAAAAGUUAGUCCAAGAUGUAUCUUCCCUGUUCAUUACCACCUGACCUAUUCCAUGUUCUUUUAUUCUGAGCGACGUUUUGUGCAUUCUGAAAUUGGAAACUGAGCCAGUUUCUUUUCCUAGUCAAGCAUUUUUUUCUGGUGCCUCAAGUACAUCGGUUUUCUCAUUUGCACAUCUCUGUAUUUGCCUCACUCCUGCAUGAUCUGAAAUGUUGGUUUAGAUCAGAUCAGUUUUGGGUCUGUGGGUAAAACAACUCAUUCUCCCAGGCCUGUGCACACACCUCCUCCAGAACUCCUUUUGCACUUUCCUGACACAUGCGCAGACACAGACACAGCCCUAGUUUCCAAGGGAUGUCAUAUAUGGGUGAGUUUGAAGAUAGCAAUUCCACAAAUCCCUCCAGAGACCCCACACUCCCACACUGAAUGAGGUGCUCGCCAUAGAGCAGAUAUGUUGGAGAGAAAAUUUCAGAUGGGUCCUAUCAGGUUUCAUUAACACUGCCCUGAUUUUCAUCAUUGAUUUAGCCCUGGCAAACAGCAGGCCCUAAAGAAGUGCAUUGGAGAGCAAGUGACCUGGGGACAUGGAAUCCAGAAAAGUGGGAAGGUGUGAAAGGUGGGAUCCCAACAGUGAGGGCACCUAGGGUCAAGCAGCAGCACAGAGACCUCAUGACAAAGGAGGCAAUCAUGCCCCUCCUAGUUUAGGCCAGGAUGAGUUUGGAGCAUGCAAACCCAGAGAUGCACUCGCACGUAGAGCCUGGGUGAUGGUGUGUGGGCACGGCAGCUCCUCUGCAGAAGCAUAGUCAAGGCCCCUGGAAUGCUGUGCCAUUUCCAUCACUGGUGUUCAGCUCCACCCCAGCCCCAUCCCCAUCCCCAACCCCAGCCUGCCCAGAGACGCCCACAGGAAGUCUAGCCACUCUAAGCAGAGGAUUCCCCAGUCUUGGUUUUGGCUGUGUUCACCCUCACCUCAACAGCACCUUAAAUCUAAUCAGCUAACUAGGAUUUGUACAUUGAAACCUGCAACAUAGUAGAAACUUAUAUUUAAAAACAGAAUUAAUCACGCUGACCGAUUUUUAAAUGGAAAAUAUGUAAAUAUGAAGUAUUUGGGGUUUAUUUUAUUUUAUUUUAUUUUAAAGAAAAGGAAAUGUACACUGCUCCUCAUGUGCCAUUUGUCCUCAGAGGGUGGCUUUACAUUUUUGGUAAAGGAACAAGCUGCUGACCUUGACCAGAAGUUCAUAUAUAUAAUUGUUAUUACAGAGGAAUUGUUAUUACUACUCAUGUUUUAAAAAAAUCUAUUAAGCGUUAUUAAACUUGAUCAGGACGGGCCAAAUAAAGUUUUAUUGGAACAUGGA
Miniopterus natalensis is the source of this 4433-nucleotide messenger RNA. NCBI's taxonomy places the organism in Eukaryota, Metazoa, Chordata, Mammalia, Chiroptera, Miniopteridae. The record is from RefSeq and is a predicted model, not a curated record.